AUGGCAUCCGGCUCCACCGGCGAUGCGGACAUCCAGCCUCACGUCCACCCGGUUGUUCGCAACGCUCUCCGCAUUUCUCUGAGCGCCAAGGAAUACAAGACGCUGCACCAACUUGUGGCCCAACGCGCUCCUUCAUUCCAGUCUAAACUGCCAUCACCAUCGCACUACGAAACCAUCGUCCGAUCUAAAAACAAACACAAUGUGGCGGCCUUUCGCACGUCUGUGCGCGUCUUCCUACUCUCGGGAGCAUCGUUGAAGCUUGUGGACCUGGUUGCUCGCAGAAUCCGGGGAGAGCUCUCGAGCUCUAAAAAGGAACCUCGUGUCUCGCUUUUUCGCUCCCCUAACUUCCGACUCUCCCUCGCUCUUUCUCUAGUGCUCCUCCUGCACCGGCUCCUCCAUCGCUUCUUUGUUCGCCUACGCGCAAACCUCCGCACCGAGGAGGCCGAGCCGUUCCGCAAAAGGAACCCGCGCAUUUCCAGUGCUCUGACUUCACGAUAUGCGCCCGCCGUCGGCGCCAGUUUGGCGGGGUUUGCGCUGGGCAUCUGCCCCCAAAAGCAGCUCCGGAUGACGGCCGCCAUCUACACAACGACCCGGAGUUUGGAGUUCCUUUUCAAUGUGGUUAAUGAGAAAGGCUGGAUCGAGAAUCGGCCCUGGUGGUUUGGAAGCUGGCUGUUAAUGCCUCUGUCUUGCGCUCAGCUGUUCCACGCGUUUGUUUUCGACCGAGAAACCACGCCCAAGUGGCUCGGAAACGUUAUCAUGAGGCUCUCUCCCGCCUACAUCCAUGGUCGACCGGAGACUCUGCCUGCCAAUGUCCCUUGGCCUGAGAAGGAAGCCAUAGUGGACUCGCUCGCCACUGUUGCGAAGCUGCGAUGGCCAGCAUUCAUCUCGCCUAUUCUUCAUCCAGCGGAUCCCUACACGUUACCAUCUACGGUCAAAACCAUAUCCCCCAUUACUGGACCUGCGCAUCCGUCCAUUUCCAGUCUGUCAUGCGCUCUGCUUCAUCCCGGCUGCCCGAGCUGCGGCACGACGUUUCUGCACCACCUUCUUCUUUCCGUUCCACCUCUAGCCCGAUUUAUAACCACGGUGACCUUGGCGCUGUCGGCACUGAAGCUUAAGAGUUUCGUCACCCAGCCCAUUACCUCAAUUAACAAUCUCUCGAAGCGGAUCAUUGCAUUGACGACCAUUCUUUCUGCCUCGGUCGGCUCUGCGUGGGGAAGCAUCUGCCUCUGGAACUCCAUCCUCCCACGGUCCGUUCUUCCGACGCAACGAUUCUUCCUGAGCGGAGCAGUGGCCGGUGUACCAUUUGCGUUCCUUAGCAGCAGCCGUAACAUCUUCCUGUACUUUUUCCGCGCGGCCGUGGACUCGGCGUGGAAGUCGGGGGUCAAGCGCGGGCUCUGGAAGGGGUGGAAUGGCGGGGAUAUAUCCGUCCUGGUGAUCACCUGGGCUCUCAUGGGGUCGAUCUUGGAAGCUCGACCCUCUGCGGUGCAAGGAAAGGGAGUGCGGAAAGCAUUGGCCUGGAUGAGAGGGGAUGGAUACGUAGACCCGGCGGAUGCUGCUGCCAAACGGAAGCACAAGAAGACGGCUGCACAGAAGAAUGAGGAUGAAUCUUGA
Aspergillus melleus is the source of this 1611-nucleotide messenger RNA. RefSeq lists its product as uncharacterized. The record is from RefSeq and is a predicted model, not a curated record. The coding region runs from base 1 to 1611 and encodes 536 amino acids. NCBI's taxonomy places the organism in Eukaryota, Fungi, Ascomycota, Eurotiomycetes, Eurotiales, Aspergillaceae. The transcript has 4 exons.